AUGGCAGACGCGCAGAAGCUUUGCGGUGUAGCAGUUCGAGGAGCUCGACACCGAAGAGCUGUGGCGCCUGCUUGCUGGUAUGGGCAUGUCUUCCAGUCAGACUUGGCUCACAGCCUGGCGGCGCAGCAGCGGCAGCUGGUGGAGCAGAAGCUCCGGGCAACCGCUUCGGUGCUGGGCCACAAGCACCGCGUCAGCGCCAUGAGCAUGCUACGCCUCGGCACCAGCACCUUUGAUCCCGUAACCCCCAGCCACCGCUUGCUGGGGGAGGACAUGCAGAACGCCUGCGAUGGUGUGGACUGCCAGUGUAUGGAGAUGAGACAUUUGUGGCAUCAGUACCACCAGCCGGAUCAAACGGUGGACAGGGCCUGGACCGAGGAGCCCAAGUUCGAGACCACCUUCGACCGGGUCUUCUGCCACGCGCGCACCAGCAUCAUACAGGUCGAGCCGAAGACGGGGAUGUUCCAGGUGCGUAUGGUGUGCAAGUGGAAGUUCCGGACCGCGUCCCCGAAGAACGACACGGAGAUCAGCUACCGGGGAGUGCCCGGCAUCCGCGUGCCAGGCCUGGAGACGAAAGUCCUGGAGAGCCGCGUCUGGAAGGACCUUGCCUCCACGGACAUCGACGGUGGCCCGAAGCAUCGCAACACCAUCACCUGGCGUGGCACUUCGAUCUUCGUUAUGAAAGGCUUCAAGAAGUACCUGGUCAGGGACUUCCCCUUCGACCGCCAUGUCAUCAGCCUGCAUCAGAUAGACUUUGUGUGGCGCCCGAGCAAAGAUGAUCCCACCUUCUACGACUCCAUGAAAGUGGUCUGGUUGAGGGUGGACACAUCAUCCGUGCUCUCAGAAUGGCAGCCGCUGUCUGCGCUGGUGGAACCCGACCAAUGGUGCACGAGCAGUGAUGCGGGCGAUUCCAAAACCUUCGCUUCCAAGUUCAAGAUCCGGCUCCGUAUCGAGCGGGUUCACGGAUUCUACGUGCGCCAGAUUUUCUUGAUAUCUACGUUGAUUGCCCUGAGCACCUGCUCCCCACUGGGCAUGCCCCCCAGCGAAGACGCCAUGAGCACCCGGCUCUCCGUCUACGGCUCAGGUCUGCUGACUCUUGUGGCCUUCAAGUACGGUGUGAUCGAGCACUUGCCCAGCGUCCCAUACAACACCUUCACGGAUGACUAUCUGAUGAUGCAGAUCAUGAUGGUCGUGUUCGCCAUUCUGGAGUGCCUCAUCGCUUACAGGUGGGAGAUCGCGGAGCGAGGCAUCGACCAGGUGGAAAAUGUUCUACUGGUGAUGCUUUGCCUGGGCUGGUCUUGCUUUCUGAGCCACGUGUGGUUCGUCAAGCCGAACCGCCGCACCGCGUGGUGCCAAGUCAGCCUCGGGGACCCGGACGCCGACUUGGAGCGCAGCGAGGCAGAUGACGACUUCCAAAAUCCGAAUCGACAAGAGGUGAUGUACCUGCAGGAAGAGACGACGGAGACACCCUUGGCGUGGAUCCCAAGAUAG
This is a messenger RNA of Effrenium voratum, 1488 nucleotides long. Lineage: Eukaryota; Dinophyceae; Suessiales; Symbiodiniaceae. The record is from the annotation of a GenBank genome assembly.